AUGGCCGUCGCAAGCGAGAUCUCUCCCAUCAGGGAACACUACAUCAGCCAACUCACACCUUUCGACAAGUUCAUUGCAAGCCUCGGCAAAACCGCUCGCCCGACAGACUUCCAGCUUGUGGAUUUCGCCGACCUCGAAAUUCUCGGGUCCCUCCCCGGCAAGACGGGAGCAAGGAUCGUCACGAAGAAAGCCUCCGGCCUUACCCCACAGGGCACCUUCGUCUUCAAGGGGAUGGACUUUGACCAGUACAAGCGAGACAGCAAAGACUAUAAGGAACACCAAGAAAAGACCCUUCUCCACGAGAUCCGCACCUUGUGCACCCUACCGCCCCACCCGAACAUCAUGCCCUGCCCCAAGGUCCUCGUCGUCGUGCAGGACGGGGACGAGAAGUACCGCAUCUGCGGCUUUCUUCAACCGGUCAUGAGCAAAGACUCGGUGGACGAGCAGGUCAUGCGCGCCAAUAGAGCCGGACACCGUCUCCCACUAGGUCUCAAGGCCAAGUGGUGCUACCAGAUGGCCCUCGCGAUCCAGCAUACCCACCAGGUCGCCGAGAGCUUCCACAUGGACCUGAAACCCGGCAACAUCCUCGUCGACGACUACAACGACCUCCGACUCAUCGACUGGGAGCAGAGCGGGUUCUCCAUGUUUACGCAUCCACCCGAGGUAACCAUCGACCAAGAGGCCGAAGAGUCGUCCGUUUCCACCGGCGCAAACGGUAGGCCGGUGGUCAUUUAUACCCCCCACACCGGCGCGCCGCGGAGAAAUCAGAAGUGGGGAUUUCCGGAGUGGAAGACGACGUGCCCCCGGGCCGCAGAGCUGGCGGAGGUGUUCAGUCUGGGCAGGACGAUGUGGAUGCUGCUCGAGCAGGUUGAGCAAUCCCCCGACCCUACGGUAUGGACGGCAAUGGCGAUGGACGUCCCGAAGGAGUGGCAAGACAUGGUCAUGCGGUGUGUUGAGAGGGACCCUAACAACCGGCCUGAGUUGAACGAGGUGGUUGAAUUUUGGCGCAAGCAAUUGUGCUAG
Colletotrichum tamarilloi is the source of this 1023-nucleotide messenger RNA. Its product is annotated as phosphotransferase enzyme family protein. The record is from RefSeq and is a predicted model, not a curated record. Gene Ontology annotation, biological process: protein phosphorylation; intracellular signal transduction. Lineage: Eukaryota; Fungi; Ascomycota; Sordariomycetes; Glomerellales; Glomerellaceae. Gene Ontology annotation, molecular function: protein serine/threonine kinase activity; ATP binding. Gene Ontology annotation, cellular component: nucleus; cytoplasm. The transcript has a single exon. Bases 1 to 1023 code for a protein of 340 amino acids.